Molecule: messenger RNA, 1827 nt
Organism: Microdochium trichocladiopsis
Lineage: Eukaryota; Fungi; Ascomycota; Sordariomycetes; Xylariales; Microdochiaceae
Product: ASST-domain-containing protein
Exons: 2
Coding region: 1-1662 (553 amino acids)
Source: RefSeq, a predicted model, not a curated record
AUGCACUGCUCGGCGAUCACUCUUUGUUGUGGCGGCGUCGUCUGGCUCCUCUCUGCCUUUGUUUUGGCCGACGUCCCGCAUCUCUGGGCCAACGACACCGCCAGUGUGAUGCUGUGGGAGUCUGGCGCGUUGGGCCCCCUCCCAAACCAGACCUUCCUGUCCUCGGACGUCAGGGCGCCGAUAUUCAUGAUACAUACGUUCGACAGGGACCGCGUGUCGUCGUCGGCGGGCUCCCACAUCUUCCUCUCGGCGGCAGUCGGCCGGCAGCGCCAGAGCCCGAUGAUCCUCAGCGCUCGCGAUCUCAGCGUCGUCUACAUCGACCCGACGUGGAACGGCGGGGGUACGGCCAACUACCAGAGGCACCGGGGCCAAGACUCUUACCUCACGUUCUGGACGGGCAAGGGCCACGUCGGCUGGGGCGCGGGGGGUUGCAUCCUGCUCGACGAGCGCUACCACAUUGUCCGAAAUAUUACGACGACGAGGACGACGGGAUAUCUGGGGUUUGAGGGCGCCGAUAAUCACGAGUGCGAGCUUACGCACGACGGUGGCGCGCUCAUCACCGUCUACUACAAGAGGAACUUCCAUCUCGACGUGACGAGUCCCGCAGCAGGUGGUGGCGACGGCAGUGGUGAUGGUGUUAGUGGUAGCGACGAACUCGGACUCGGACCCGGCGCGCUCAUCCGCGAAAGCGCGUUCCAAGAGAUUGACAUCGAGACCGGGGAGGCGCGGUUCACGUGGACCGCCACGGACCACUUUGCCUUCGACGAGUCGCUCAACCCGUACGCCGCCGCGAACGAUGCUAAUGCUUCUGCUGCUGCUGCUGUCCCUGUCUCCAGGGAGGAAGCAAGAGAAGAAGAAGAAGAAGAAGAAGGAGGAGGUUGGGACUGGUUCCACCUGAACUCGGUCCAGAAGACGCCCGCGGGGGACUACCUCGUCUCGGCGCGGCACCUGUGCGUGCUGGCCCUGGUCAGCGGCCGGGACGGCAGCGUGGUCUGGCGGCUCGGCGGGAAGCACAGCGACUUUGCGGACCUGGCUGGCGGGGAUGCCGCGGAUUUCUGCUUCCAGCACCACGCGCGCUUUGUCUUCUCUGGCGAUGACGAUGAUGAUGAUGAUGAUGAGGGCAACGAGGGCGAGAACGGGAAGAGGACAGAGGAGAUUGAACUCACACUGUUCGACAACCACGCGAUGCACGCCACGUCCCUGACGCCAGGGUGCAAGCGCGACUGCUCGCGCGCCCUGCGGCUGCGCCUCGACCUGGCCGCCAUGACGGUGGACAUUGUGCACAGCUGGACGCAUCCCCAGAGCGUGCAGGCCUGGGCGCAGGGCGGCGUCCAGGCUCUGCCCGGAAAAGCAAGACGAGGACGACGAGGACGAGGACGAGGCGGCGCAAUGAUUGGCUGGGGCACGGUGCCGUCGUUCUCAGAGGUCGAUGGCGAGGGAACUACGGUGCUCGAGCUGGGAGGGCGUGAUCCAAGAGUCCUCACGUCCCUGGGUGUCCGCGCUCCACGAGCGGGCUUCGAGACGGAGAUACAGAUCCCCGAGUCAGAUGACGUGACGGUCGUCCAGAUUGCCGCCCUUGAUGUAGACGGCAAUGAGCUCGGCUUCACGGAUGUCGUCGAUGCCCGGGGCGGAACCAAGCUGACGCCUGAUAUACAGCUCUAACUUGGUCCCCACGGACAGCUGUGGUCGUGCCUCUGCACGGCAGGCCAUUGGACUGGAAGAGCAUAGACGUGGACAGAGUCCAGCCAGUUUGAUCUAGAGAAUUGGGAGUUUGGAGAUGCGCUUGCCUGACUGCCCCUGUAAGAGUGGUAGGGCACUCUGGGCAGC